CUUCAAUCCAGCUGCCUCCGUGUCUUCUCUCCUAGUCCCUUUCCUUUCAAUUGCUCAUUUGCAUCUCUUCAGUUGUACUUUAUACCUUUUAAUUACUUCUCCUUGACAUCUCUAUCUGCUUUCUCUCCCCUCGAUCUCAAAAUGGCCUCUCCCCGCGCAGCCUCCCCUCUCACCUCCGGCGCCGAAUCCGGCCCCGACAACAAGGCUCCUGGCUCCGGCGCCGCCGCCGCCUCGGGCUCCAGCGUCAACCGUCCCUCCUCUCCCACUCCCCCGGGUGGUCCUCGCGCUGCGCUGCGCCGUCGCGCGGCCGCCGAUCACAAGGAGACCCUGCGCAAUGCCAGACCUAGCUCGACGCGCUCGGCUGGCGCUGGUGGCUCCUCCGGUACGAUGCUGAAGCUCUACACUGAUGAGAGCCCCGGUCUGCGUGUUGAUCCCGUCGUCGUGCUGGUUUUGAGUCUCGGAUUUAUCUUCUCGGUUGUUGGGUUGCAUGUUAUCGCGAAGAUUACCCGCAAGUUCUCUGCGUGAGCUUGAAUUGCACGCUCAUUUCUACGGUGUCGUGUCUAUGCACUAGUCGAGCGGGCGAUGUCGAGUGAGCAGCGCGGUGUCUCAAACCGUGACCUUGCUCCUGACAUGGUGUG
Aspergillus candidus is the source of this 638-nucleotide messenger RNA. RefSeq names its product SEC61-beta family protein. The record is from RefSeq and is a predicted model, not a curated record. Lineage: Eukaryota; Fungi; Ascomycota; Eurotiomycetes; Eurotiales; Aspergillaceae. The coding region runs from base 142 to 525 and encodes 127 amino acids. Gene Ontology annotation, cellular component: Sec61 translocon complex. The transcript has 3 exons. Gene Ontology annotation, biological process: intracellular protein transport.